Molecule: messenger RNA, 1326 nt
Organism: Talaromyces amestolkiae
Lineage: Eukaryota; Fungi; Ascomycota; Eurotiomycetes; Eurotiales; Trichocomaceae
Exons: 2
Coding region: 1-1326 (441 amino acids)
Source: RefSeq, a predicted model, not a curated record
AUGCCAGCUCCUACGAGACAGUGGCCUGCCUGGACUGAAUACACCCAUGGAGGUGCGAAGGAAAGCGGCGAACUUGAAUUCCUGGCUGUCAAAAAGGCUAUCAUUGCAGAAUACGGCACUGAGGCUCUCCGCAGGAGUUGGAUCAAAGUAUGCAAUGAGCUACAGAAAAUCACCGACGACAUAAGAGAAAAGGGGAAUAAGAUCAUCCCAGUGUACAACACGGCAGAUAUCCUCAAGAAAGGCUUCACUGACGCCCAACGGAAAGAGAUAAGAAGUAUCGGUGCUUGCGUCUGCAGGGGGACUGUACCGGAAGAGGACACAAAUAAGCUUUAUCACGACCUCAAGCAGUUUCUCAGCGACAACGAAGGGCACAUCAAAGGCUGGCCUAAGGAGAGUCCAUCCAUGCUCAUGUUAUACAACUCCCCCACACAAAACACCAUCCGGUCACACCCCAAUCAUCUCAAGCUGCAGCGAAGUCUGAAUGAGUUGUGGCAUGACUCGACGGGCGAAACCUCCUCGGAUCCUCUCGUCUAUCUAGAUGGACUUCGCGACCGCGCUCCAGGACAACCAUUUCUUGGCCUGGGUCCUCACAUUGACGCUGGCAGCCUCUGUCGCUGGGCAGACCCGACAUAUCGAAAAGUAUAUGACAGCAUUUUUUCUGGAGAACCAGAAAAGUUUGAUCCGUAUGACCUAAGCGUGCGCAAAGAUGCCAACCAGACGCUAUACGCAGGUGAGGCGCACUCGCAGGUCCUGCGUACUUUUCAGGGUUGGACUGCCCUAACGCCUACGGCUCCGCGCGAAGGCACCAUCAUGUUUUACCCGAACGUCAAGGCCGUCAUUGCUUACGUACUCUUGCGACCUUUCUUUCAACCGCCGACGGGUCCGGGGCUGGACGUGAUGGAUGCUGAGAAGUGGACGGUUGAUGAUUCGUCCGGCUGGUUUCCAGGAACUUUCAAACCAGCCAGCCAGCGGCUCAGUCGGUCUUCGCAUCCUCAUCUGAAGUUGGAAGAAUGUCUGGUGUACGCUCCACCAGUGAAGGCAGGGGAUACUGUCUGGUGGCACUGUGAUCUCUGUCAUGCUGUCGACACGGAACACCUAGGAUUGAACAGCGCUUCAGUGGCCUUUAUAGGCGCUAGCCCCACGACCAAGGUUAAUAAAGACUACGUCAGAACGCAGCUGAUCAGCACCCUUGAGGGUCGCCCAGCUCCAGACUACUCCGAAGGUAAUGAGCUCGAUGAAACCAAAUUGAAAGGUUAUGUCGGGCUGGACCAGCUUGAUACAGAUGCUCGCAGAGCAUUCGGCUUUGACUUAUUGGAGACCUCCUGA